AUGGAUUCGUUUUCUGAUUUUGGCGUCGUUGGUGGCAUAGGCAAUGGCAUGGAAGGCAGCGGUUGCGUGAUUCCAUCGUCGUAUCCCCAUAGCUCAAGCCCCCCAUAUUCGGGAGAGGCUAGUGACUCUGGCGACAUAACCAUAGCCGGCGGCAGACCCAAGGCAGAUGAUGAAGUCACUUCGGACGAACUCUCCUCAAGCAUUCGCAGCGAAUGGAAGCCUCCGUUAUUAGACCAGCGGCGUCUCAUGUCGAUGAGCGCGUUACACGCACCCCAAACCUCGAUCGACGACGGACAUCCUCUGAGCGCACUUCGCAUAAUCCAGCCGAGUCGAGAGGGCUCCGUGUUGGUAGAGGCCGGCUUCGACAUGGCCCACGUCCGUGCACGGCCGGGUCGUCAGCGUCGUCGUGUUUUACUAGAUGUGCAGGCGAAUAAAAAAGUGGCCGCGGCGGAAUGGUCCGCUGAAGCGCAAUUAAGACCAAGGUCUCCGGGUUAUCAAACCCGCGUCGGCGACGCCUCG
This is a messenger RNA of Iphiclides podalirius (scarce swallowtail), 519 nucleotides long. The record is from the annotation of a GenBank genome assembly. NCBI's taxonomy places the organism in Eukaryota, Metazoa, Arthropoda, Insecta, Lepidoptera, Papilionidae.